Molecule: messenger RNA, 1464 nt
Organism: Mucor velutinosus
Lineage: Eukaryota; Fungi; Mucoromycota; Mucoromycetes; Mucorales; Mucoraceae
Exons: 2
Coding region: 1-1464 (487 amino acids)
Biological process (GO): transmembrane transport
Cellular component (GO): membrane
Molecular function (GO): transmembrane transporter activity
Source: RefSeq, a predicted model, not a curated record
AUGUCCCACACUAAUACAGAUGAAGUAUCAGUUCACUCAAGUUACAGUGAGGAGAACACUGCCAUUCCAACUCAAUCAGAGAUCCAUGUAGACCCUGUAGUGGAAAAGAGAUUGCUCAGAAAGCUGGAUUUUCGUCUGUUGACAUUUGCAUUUUUUUCUUAUUUUACCAGUAAUCUUGUGCGUAAUAACAUGCAAAAUGCUUAUACCAAUGGCAUGGAUGUCGAUGUUGGUAUCGAUUCUGAAGCUUACAAUUGGUGUGUUACUUUCUUCUUUAUCGGCUACAUUAUCCCUCAAAUUCCUACAAACAUGAUCGUCGCUCGCAUCCAGCCCAAGUACUUUUUGCCUACUGCUGAAAUCAUCUGGGGUGUCAUCACUUGUUGUAUCUCGGUAGCCAAGACUCCUAACGCAGUAUGGGGCUUGAGAUUUAUUCUCGGAAUGGCUCAAGCUACCUUUGUCCCAUCCAUGGUUUUCAUCAUUGGUUCUUGGUAUACAAACGAAGAACUUGCUACUCGUACUGCCAUCUUUAUGGCCGGUAACCAAAUGUCUGGCGCUAUCGGUGGUAUCAUUGCCGCUGGCAUCAAUACCAAUCUAAACGGUGCUUCUGGUAAAGCUAGUUGGCAAUGGCUUUUCAUUGUCGAGGGCUUGAUGUCUAUCUUUGUUGGUGUCUUUGGCUACUAUCUCCUUCCAAAUUAUCCUCACAACACGAACUGGGUACAAGGCGAGGAAAAGGAUUGCGCCUAUGCUCGUCUGGAACGUCAAGGCAAGCAAAUCAAGUCUCAAAAAUACACUUGGAACACCUUUAGAAACGUCUUGGCUACUCCCUAUGCAUAUCUUUUGACGUUUGAUUUCAUCUGUAUCAAUCUUGGUAACCAGCUUCCUCUAAAUUUCUCUAUUAUUGUGAGAGAUAUGGGCUAUGGCUCUGCUUAUUCCAAUUAUCUGGUCUCGCCCAUUUUUGGCUUUGCUGCAUUCACUGUUGUGCUCAUUGGCUAUCUCUCUGACAAGUACAGUGAGCGUGCUUGGAUCAUUAUCAUUGUACAGCUGUGGGUCUCUGUUUGGUAUAUCGUCUUGUUUGCUGUGAAUCAUGGUCAAACGCCGUUCUGGUUGCUCAUGUUGAGUUCCUUUGCCAUUGUCAACAAUAUCUCCAUGUUUCCCAUUGUAUUUUCAUUCAUCAAUGAAAUCUUUGCUCUGGAUGCAAAUACCCGUGCUUUGGCCAUUGCCUGUAUCAAUUGUAUUGGUAAUCUCGUACCAAAUUUCAUCAGUGUUGGCAUUUGGAAAGUCAGCGACUCUCCUAAUUUUUACCUUGGAAAAGUGGUUACAUUUGCCCUCUCUCUCUGCUCUGUCUUUGUUACCAUCUUUUGUUGGUGGUGCCUUAAACACAGCAUCAACCUUCCUCGUGAAAGAAAACCAGCUCAACCGGAAUUCUCUGCUGAGGAAGGCUUUGAGGACGAUGAAAAGAAGGAAUAA